UUAACCUUUAUUGUUUUUUUAUCCAAUAUAUGGUUGUUUUUAAAUAUACGUGAUUGCGGCCGGCCGUUAUCUUCUUUUUUUAUAUCGAUAAGGAUAAUACAUCGAUUUGUGGAUAAGACAUGCACGAGUGAUCGGUCUUUCUAUUCAAAUAAUCGAGAAAAAAAUACUUCCAGAUCACUCUAGAGUUAAUAACCAUGAACAAUCGACUCUCUCUGCUACUUUUAAAAGCAGCAUGUGUGCUCUCUGCUCUUCCAGAGGAUGAGUCUUGCCAGAAAUACGCUGGUGGGAAUGUUUACCCGCACACGGCGAGUUCAGGCCGUGCGGAACAUAACCUGCAGUUUACUAAAGCAGUCAUUUCGAAACAAGCUCCGUUUUGGGAAAGUACUGCGGUAGUUAAUGGGGAAUUUGUCCAGCUUAAGUUGUCUGAUUUCCUUGGGAAAUACCUGGUGUUUUUCUUUUAUCCAUUAGAUUUCACAUUUGUGUGCCCUACAGAGAUAUUGGCGUUUAGUGAUAGAAUAGAGGAAUUUAGGCAGAUCAAUACUGAAGUGGUGGCCUGCUCUGUCGACUCUCAUUUCACUCACCUUGCUUGGAUUAACACCCCUAGGAAGGAGGGAGGUUUGGGAAAAAUUAAUAUACCCCUGUUGUCUGAUUUGAAUCAUAGCAUUUCAAAAAACUAUGGUGUGUUUCUGGAUGAUUUUGGCCACACUCUAAGAGGACUUUUCAUAAUUGACCCCAAAGGAGUGUUGAGGCAAAUUACCAUGAAUGAUCUUCCAGUUGGUAGAAGUGUCGAUGAGACUCUUAGACUGGUGCAAGCUUUCCAAUACACCGACAAGCACGGGGAGGUAUGCCCUGCCGGUUGGAAACCUGGGCAAGAUACGAUUAUCCCUAAUCCCAUUGAAAAACGGAAAUACUUCGAGAAUCACUGAGUUGUGCUGAGCGGUUAAAUUUUGUUAACAUCACUUAAAAAAAAAAUAAAU
Cylas formicarius (sweet potato weevil) is the source of this 977-nucleotide messenger RNA. Its product is annotated as peroxiredoxin-4. Gene Ontology annotation, biological process: hydrogen peroxide catabolic process; response to oxidative stress; cell redox homeostasis. Gene Ontology annotation, cellular component: endoplasmic reticulum; cytosol. The transcript has 5 exons. NCBI's taxonomy places the organism in Eukaryota, Metazoa, Arthropoda, Insecta, Coleoptera, Brentidae. The record is from RefSeq and is a predicted model, not a curated record. Bases 195 to 926 code for a protein of 243 amino acids. Gene Ontology annotation, molecular function: thioredoxin peroxidase activity.